CGAAGAAUGCAACGAGGAAACGCAACGCAGAAGAGCAGCUGGCCUUUGCCAUUAUGGUUCUCACUUGCCGUGAACUUGUAUGUGAUCAUUUACUUGAUGUACCAAUCGCAUCCAAAGCAUGCUGUGGACAUGGAAGUAGGUUCGCGUUCGCAUCGGAAGCUCGUCACGGAGCUUCCCGCGCACAAUGCGCGUUCCACACCCGCCAUCGGCACCAGGCAGCCACCGCCUCAACCUUUAACAUACGCUUUGGCAUCGGACACAGGAUCCCUGUUUGGGGGCUCGGGCUGGCCAUCGCUGACGCGGGCGAGCGCAGAGGUGUGGGCAGCGGGCACGCUCGGCGCGAACACCUCCCUUGCGGCGGCCGUUGAAGGGGCCCUGCAGCCGCAGGAGCGGGAGCAGCUAGCAGCGCUGUGUGGGAGAUGCCUGCACCAGACCAUUACCAAAUCAGUGGAAGUCCGCGGCAUCGGGCACAGCGUCUUCGUGGCCACGGGCGACAUCCCGGACGAGUGGCUCCGUGACGGCAGUGUGCAGCUGGCCGUGUACCUGCCCCGGCUGGCCGAGCACCCCGUGCUGCGCCAGCUCAUAGAGGGGGCCAUACGCACCCAGGCCUACUUCAUACUGUCAGACCCCUGGGCCAAUUCAUUCCGCAAGGACUGGGCAAAGCCCGAGGCGCUGCCCAAGUUCGACCGCCAGAUCGGGCGGGGCGGCUGGGUGGCCACACGCAACUUCGAGGUGGACAGCGGCGCCUACUUCCUGAACCUGCUGUGGAACUACGCCUCCACUCCCGGGGCGCUGUGGGGCGCCGCCGCCUUCCUCAACGACUCGCUGCUGCACGACGCGGCGGCGCUGAUGGUGGACACAUGGACGCUGGAGCAGCGGCACGAGGAGCGCUCACCGUACAGAUACGCCGAGCUGCCGCGGGAGGGGCGCGGCGCGGCCAGCAACUACACAGGCAUGCUUUGGUCGGGCUUCCGGCCAUCUGACGACCCCAACACGUACGGCUACAACAUCCCCGUCAAUAUGUACGCCGCGGGCUCACUGGAGCGGCUUGCGGCUCUGAACGAGCUGGUGUGGCGGGACGCGGCGCUGGGUGCGGCAGCGCGGCGACUGGCUGCGGACAUUCGGGCAGGCAUCGACAAGUUUGGAGUGGUGCCGGUGCCCGGCGACCCUGGCGGCGCGCGCAUGUACGCAUACGAGGUGGACGGGCUGGGCGGCGUGCUGGCCUCCUUCGACGACCCCAACAUCCCCUCGCUGCUGGCCAUGCCGCUGCUGGGCUACCCCCACUACGACCCCCAGCUGUACGCAGCCACACGCCGCCGCAUCCUCAGCCCCGCAAACAGCCACUACUUCCAGGGCUCGCAGCUGCGUGGCUGCGGCAGUCCCCACACGCCCACCAACUACGUGUGGAGCCUGGCGCACUGCGUGCAGGGACUCACCAGCCCAGACCCCGUGGAGCGGGCCGACAUGUUCAGGCAGCUGCUCCAGAUGCAGGGCGACAACGGGCUGAUGCAUGAGAGCAACGACGUCAACGACCCGCGCCGCCUGACCCGACCGCUGUUCCAGUGGGCUAACACCAUGCUGGUUGUAUACUAUGAGCAGACUUUCGGGCGCAGCUGCAGCCAGGCCGCCGAGGCUCUUCGGCUCAAGGGCGUGUCGGAGCGGGAGGCCCGCGAGACACUGACGCCGCGCAACGGCGGCCCUGACCUGCCCGCCUACUAUGACCGACUGGAGCAGAGCAUACCGCACGUGUAGGGGGCAGGGGUUCAGGAGGCGGUGACGUCAAAGUACGUACAGGUGUUUCCAGCAUGGCCGAUGUGCGUGCUCCGCCCUGGCAGCAGGGUAGCUAGAGUAGCAUGGGUGCUAGGCACUAGGGCGAAUGGUUGUGCAUGGCGGCGGUCUGUUGUACGAUGAGAUUGAUGGAAGUCGUGAGAGCAGGUGUGCAUGGGCUGGGCUGUGUUGUCAUGCGCGUCAUACGGGUACUCGGGCACAUACCGGCUUUCCUCAACCUGACAGAGCUUUCAACAGAGUGGCUCGCCUCCGGUCUGGUGCCGGGCUUGCAUCUUCCAGGGUUGCCGGCGAGAAGGGCCCUAACCACAUUCUUGCGCACGGCAUCCAGUGGCCCCCAAAUACCUAGUUCCUAGCGUUUGGAGGACCUCCGCCACCCCGACCCCCUCCCCCGGAAAGGGUAAUUGGCGAGAUUCAGGGACCGUAUGCAGCCCCACGCGGCGCGAAUGUAACCCCAGAAAUGC
This is a messenger RNA of Chlamydomonas reinhardtii, 2249 nucleotides long. RefSeq lists its product as uncharacterized. Gene Ontology annotation, biological process: carbohydrate metabolic process. NCBI's taxonomy places the organism in Eukaryota, Viridiplantae, Chlorophyta, Chlorophyceae, Chlamydomonadales, Chlamydomonadaceae. The transcript is spliced from 9 exons. The coding region runs from base 130 to 1752 and encodes 540 amino acids. The record is from RefSeq and is a predicted model, not a curated record.